Clonostachys rhizophaga is the source of this 1359-nucleotide messenger RNA. The record is from the annotation of a GenBank genome assembly. Lineage: Eukaryota; Fungi; Ascomycota; Sordariomycetes; Hypocreales; Bionectriaceae.
AUGGCUUUCCUCCUUCACUUCAACACUGUUCUCUGCAGCGAGAAGAAUGGAGGUUCGGGUGGCGGAACCUUCACUUCAAACUACAGAUCCAUCAUGCUCGCGCGUCUUGCGCUUCUCGCUGCCGGGCUUGUCUCCCUAGCCAAUCAUGUGUUAGCCGACAUAGACUGUAACGCGCCAAUCACGAUCGGAAACGCCACCGACGCCGAGCAAGUUCGAAGGGCGUGCAAGGUCAUCCGCGGUAACGUGACUCUCACCGAACAACUUCUCGACACCAUCAACCUCGACGGCGUCGAGGAGAUCUACGGAGAUCUUACGCACUACGGAUGUGAUGCGACUGCCAUCAUCCGCUGCAAGAACUUCCCCAAGGGCCCGUUGGGGUUCUCCAGCUCCACGCUGAGGAAGGUUAAUGGUAGCAUCGACUUCAUGACGUACAACAACCUCGAGAAGCUCAGCCUUCCCAACCUGUCGUAUGUCUGGAACGAGUUUGCCGUCCAGGACACGGCUUCUCUAAAGGAGAUGGAUCUCACCAGCCUCGAGUCUGUUUCAUCGUUUGAGCUGGGAACCACGAAUCUCGAGAAAUUGCACAUGAACGGCAGCAAGGAGCUGCUCCCGGAAUCAGGCUACACUGGCGAACCCAAUCAACACGUCCGAGAUCCCGACCUGGACCCCGGGAAAGGGGCUUCUCCUGAACCCCCAGCCUUGCGCAACGUGCGCACUCUCAACCUUGGCUGGACGGCCAUGGAUAAGCUCGAGGUAUGGGGCACCAAUCUGACAAUCGUGCUCGGCGGGCCCGAGACAAAAUCCAUCUCCUACAAGGAGGUCAUCCUACACGGGGGCGUUCUCGGUAUCCAGCGCGCAGACAACCUGGAAAAUCUACACGUCGGCAAGUUCAGGUUGGAUACGGACCAUGAUGUCACAGACCUGAGCCUCCCCUUUGAUACGGUCGACUCCAUAGCGCUCUUCAACUCUAGCAAGUUACGCUCCCUUUCCCUACCAUCUCAGGCGGAGAACUGGAAGAACCUUUCCUUGACAAUCAGCGGUUGUGGGAGCUUGAAACUCGAGUCAGAGAAUGACGCUGACGGUCAGAAGACGUGGUACUGGCCUAAGAGCUCGAUGGCAAGCGUGAACAUCACCUCGAAUGUGUCAACUUCAUUCUUCGAUUCAUUCAUUGCCAACAAUGUGGAAGUGACCCAGUCAUUCUCGGUCAGCGAUGCAUCGGGGAAGCUUGACUGCGGUAUCUUCGCGAACAGGACGCUUCCGUCGGGCUACACAUGUGACAAGAGUUCAGGGGUUCCCGCUCUGGUGUCUUUUUGGACUGCUAUUGCCGUCCCAGUAGCGUUGAUGUGUAUGCUCGUAUAG